This is a messenger RNA of Pocillopora meandrina, 8874 nucleotides long. The record is from the annotation of a GenBank genome assembly. NCBI's taxonomy places the organism in Eukaryota, Metazoa, Cnidaria, Anthozoa, Scleractinia, Pocilloporidae.
AUGUACUCAAAGAAGAGCUAUUCAUCUGGGACAGAAGAUGUCCGGGAAUAUAACGAUGCCAAAACAGGUCGCGAGGCCGGAAGACCCUCGUUCAUAUCAAGCCUAUGCAUAGGGCCCAAAGAAGAUAAGAUUGAGAGGGAAAUCUAUCCCACCAAGGAAGCUUCUGAACGGGUCUCUGAAAACACAACAAAGUCUUUUGUGACAAGAAGUGUCAUCGAUAAAAGGUCAACCUCUUCUUACAGAACGAGCGAAAAAAUUCAAUCCGUUAAAUCGAGAGAUUUACCUGGAUAUUCAGGCAGAGAAGCAACAAAGGAUCCGAUCUCUUCAUUUUACUCUUCAUACUCCAAAGACGAAGACCUCAGAGAUGCCGCAAAAGUGAAUCAACUGGCUGAUAAAAGCGAAGAUGUUAUUUCUUCCUUUUAUCGAUCGAGUGUCGGUUUUAGAAAAGACAGAAGUGUUGACCAGAAAACCAAUAUCGCCGGAGAAAAUGGAGAAUCCAUCCGAGCGACAAGUUAUAAGGCUGCUGCUGCUGAAUUGCGCGCUGCCAAAGGAGUAAGCUGGAGGACUGACAGAUCAACAGACUCUUCUAGUAGCCUCAAGGGUCGAAGUUCUUUACAGAGCAUUAAAGAAGCAGACAAGGAAAAUGGUGGUCCUACGACCAUCAAUUCGGAAAAUAUAAACAUUCUGAGAAGAGCUUUGGAAAGAAAGGACGCAUCUAAUUCUCUUGAUAGAGAAAGACUUUCCAAAAAGUUUUCUGAAGACGACAGCAUUGAUCUAUCGAAACACACCUCGAAGGCGCAUGUGAAUUUGUCUGGUAAACACGGAGACAGCGAUUCGCACAGAAAGACGACCUUAACAAAUACUUCCAAAUCAGAGAAAGACGACGUCGUUGGCAGGCGAGAGACGUUUGAUGUUCAUACAGUUAUGCAGAAUGGUAAAGCAAGUGAUUGGGGAAUUUUCCCAAGAGAAAUCAAGGCACGCUCCCGUUCUACUGAAAACCUAAAUGAAAAGAAAAGAGAUAGAUCAGGAAUCUUUAGAGAGAUUCCUGGGAGAAGUGAGUUUUUGUCUCAUUCCAGGUCUUUAUCAGAUUUUGGAACCACAGGUUCUGACGAUGACAAGCGUUUUUCGAGGGAAAGCAGGCGCACAGGAUCACUUGAUCGAAAUGCAGGUUUUGUUGAUCGUUGGAACCGCGCUGAUCGCAAUGGACGCUCCUCAUCUCUUUCAAGGCUGCGAAGCCGGUCUUCAGAAGAGUUAAGGCCUUCCUAUGAGGAUAAACAGGUGUAUCCAAGCUAUCGAUCUAGAGCUCUGCACCGUCAAGGAAACUUCGACCGUGAAGGUUCUUUUCGCCGUGAUGAGACAAACAGGAGAGAUUCAAGAAUGGGAGAAAUGAGAUCGUCAACCCGUGACAAGCUAAGAGAAGAUAUAGCUCGACUCAAGGCUGAAGCCGAAAAUCGGACAACGAAGAAAGAUGUGAAGCUGUAUUCGUUUAGCCGAGAACCCACCAUUCAUGACAAGCUCAAGGAAGACAUUGCAAAGCUCAAAGCUGAAACGUUGACACGAGACCAUGUAAAACCUUAUGUUCCACCAGCUUCGUUAAGACCGGCGUCUGCGAACAUUUCUUCGAGAUGGAGAAGUCGAGAACCCUCUAUACAAGACAGGCUCAAAGAAGACAUUGCAAGAUUGAAAGCUGAAGCGGAGAAAAUGCCUUCUUUCCCCAAACCGACCUCGGAUGUUACCACUGAAAUAAUCAUUCCAGACAGAAGAAUGGAGGAUAUGGCAGAUGUUCGUCAUGGUGGAAUUAGCAGAACUUUGGUCGAGAGAUAUAACGUGUCCAAUAACGAUGGAGUUGUGUUUAAGGAUGUGUCGAGGAAUGAAGAAACAAAGAGGUUUGGUGAUGCUAAAAAUCCUAAAGAAGACGAAAUAACUCGACGACGAGGCAGCUUAAGAAAUGACCAGCCAAAGUUACGAAAUGAAUUCCGAAAUGUUGAAAAGUCUAUUGGAGAUGAAGUGCCUCUCAGGCCUCCAGCAGACUACUUCCAUCCAUUCUCGGAUCGCACUGUUCCAUCCUCCACAAGGACCACCGAGGGAGCUGUGUCUGUGCUUUCUACGAGGCCACCCCUAUGGCCCAAAGAAAACGAAAAUGGGUCAACAGAACGAGAAAAUCCCUUGACCACACCACGAGAUAUUUCGACCGAUCCAAGCAACUCUUCUAAAUUUCAAUCCGCUGAAGCAUAUGCAAGUAAGCGAGUGUUUAAGGCAGACUCUAUCGUCUCCAUAUCAUCAAGUAAAGAAGCCAGGGGUGGCCCAAGUUCUGUACAGGGACAUUCCCGCGGAAGCAUUUCCACAGAGGGUCGUUCAGCCUAUUAUUACAGAGAAAUGGGUGAUAAAGAAAACGGCAUACCAGACUCCAUACUGAGACGGUCAUAUGAGGAAAUACCAAAGCCAGCUGCUCUACCUCGACCACGGGAUGAUACCGUACGGCUGCCUUAUUCAAGAUACGAAAGUGUCACUCACGGACGUAAAUAUCCCGCUUCAUCUCCAGAGGGAUUGCAGGGCGAACCUGGUUAUGAAGACUGGCGGGAGAGAGAUGAAAGGAGGUCGGUCAGGGUUCACUCAAAUGAUGAAUUUGUCACUAGAAAGACAAUCAGAGAUGAUUCCGUUAUUUCUCGGAAGAGGUGGGAAGACGAUACUCCUAGAUCAUUAUCUUCAAAAGUUGAGUCUCCGAGACACAUUCCUGAGAGGUCGAAACCUUCACCAAGAAGGACAAGCGCCCGCGAAGACAAGCAUAUAUCAGAGGAAAACAAGACUCGUUUCUGCGAGGAAAUCGAUGCUCCAUUACCAGAGUAUAAGGAGAUCAAGACAUCACCUGUUAUUAGUGAGCUCCGGAAGAAAAUUGAGCAGCUAAAAGACAAGGUUGAUACACUGGAUGAUAGAAGAGCUCGAAUGAAACUUGAAAGGUAUGUGGAUGACCACUCAGAGAGGAAACCAGAUGUUGAUAUCAAACCUCCAGUUCAUAUUAAGAGGUACCAACCAACCGAAUUCAAACCAGGUUCAGGAUCAGAGGUUGAUGGUCCAGACUCACUUGGGAAAAGAGAGGUAUGUCGCUAUUCUCAGUGCACAUUGAAUGAAAGCAUUUCAUGGGUCAUGAAAGGAAAAGAGGAAGAGCAAUAUUGUAAAUAUUACCACUCGAAUCUAUCUUAGUUGCAACUCAUUCGUCCAGAGUCUUGUCCCCACUCUGCCUCGGUCUACGUCUUUUCCCCCUACACCAUGGUCUGUCAUUCAUACAUGUAGAGUUUUUUAUUUACACCUUCACCAUCAAUCAAACUCUCAAGGUAUCAUUUUUUUUUUUAAAUCAAUUUUCUGUACUGGUAACCCUAUGAGAAUAUUAACCUUCAUUGGGAAGACGUGCUGUUAUUAUGUGUCGAGUUCCCUGAAAAUAACUUUUAGUAGCAAAAUUGUACGUUCCCUAUCAGCGACGUGAAACAAAACCUGGGUUAGUCACCGGAUAGAAAAAUUUAAUGGAACUUUGGAAUUGAUAUACUUUUUACUUAUUACAGAGUAUCACAUCCGAGACAAUCAGUCGCCAAAUCAGUAGACAGACCAGCACAGCCAGUACUCUCAGACAGAUCAGCAGUAUUCAAGAUGAUGUAAGAACAACACCGCAGUCCCAUGCAGAAGAGGUCAUAUCUCCGACGAGUAAACCAGAUCAAAAGCCUGCUGUUAUGAAACAAAUGUGUGACGCACAGACGAUGACCCCUCCUGAUGUUCAACAAAAUGUUGUAACUACUGUGGUUCAACGGCAAGACUCCAUUGUAGACGAGCGAGACAGGCUAAAGGAAUUAAGAGGCGUUCCUAUAGACUACAGGAGAAGAACUACUCAAAUUGAGGAGGUAAAAAGGGCCCAUUUUAUGAUCACAGAAGAAAACUUUAUCUCCUGCUUAACAGUUUGAAACUUUGUACGGAUGAUCAGGUUAUUUAAAGACAUUAAGAUUUAUGUAAAAGUAGACAACCUCUACAUAUUACGAUACAGAUAAUAUAAUCUGAAAUACUUCUUGUUAUAGAUCUUACUACAAGGCCUCUCAUCUAUAUAUAUAUAUAUAUAUUUUUUUUUUUUUUUUUUUUAAACAAUUUGCGUUUUCGUCAGUUGGGACGUUACCUAAAAAACAAAACCUUUAGCCAGCUUCUGCUCAAGCGGAUUAGCCAUGUUGUCAAUUGUUUUAAAAUCAUUUCUGAUUGAAUAGGUGGACAGAGAACAAGUGAGAGACAAUGGUGUCACCAUGAUCCAAGUAGACAGUCACCAACAAACCAUAUCACCGAAAAAGGACGUGCAAGAGUGGUGGAACGCUUUCACAGCUGAAGACGUAGAUCGUUUACUAAAAAUUGGAAAUUGAAUCCGUGGAACGCAUACACUGCCGAGGACGUUGACAGAAUGUUCCACGUGGGGCCGGUGAGAAGACGAAGCUUCCAUCGGAGGUAAAGUGGAAAGAAAUUAUUCAUGCAUAUGAAUAAUGUAUUCAAUUCCUUACAACAAGCAUGAUCUUGCUCUUGUUAGAAAUAUUUUUCGAGGAUUCAUAGUCAAAACUUUGGUUUACACGGUAAAGGUCUUGUCCAGAUUAGAAUUUACAGAUAACCCUCAAUCCAAGACUUAAUUGUUUGUCAUCCCCUAUGUAUGCUACACGUUUCAUCGUAAUAUGAUUAAUUUAACAAAUUUGGUGUUAUAUAAAGACGUCAUAUGUUCCUCAUUUCUGGGAAUGUAAGGGCUAAUUCCUAAGAAUCUUUUCUGUUAUAUUAAAAGAAAAACAACAGAAUUAGGGGUAUAACUUGAAGAACCAAUCAAUGAAGCUUCAGUACUUUAAAAGAGCAUCGAAAAAAACAUAUUCUGAUGAUACUGUGUCAACUCUCAGAUCCCUCCGAAGAUAUCCGAAAAUACUACAGUACAAAGACGAUCCCGUUGACGUUCUCGUGAGAGUGCGAGGAAGACGCGAAAAACAUCGUCGCCCUCAAUGCAUUAUUGCUCAAGCUGCGCCGGAAGAGAAAGCAAUAGUACUGAGAGAGACAAAGGAGACUACAGAGCCCUAUAUCAGAACAAUUAAAGUCGAUGAUGUUUAUGGAGCGGAUGCUGUUAGAGUAGAGAAUGGAGUUGUGAAAAUUAAAGUUGGUGAUAAAGGAAGGUAUGUUUUGAGGAUUAUACUCAUGAAAAGUAGAUGGAAAGCAGUUUUCGGCACCCCAAGCAAUUAUGGAAGAGCAUAGAACUGACCUUCCUCUUCUAGUUAUCUUGUACGAGCCUCUCAAGUCAAGGUAGAAACAACUGGUCAUAGGGACUUGGUUUAUUUUGGAUUUAUUUUCGUUUCAGUUUGUUCUCUUCUUCAUUCAAAUUGGAAAGAGAACAAACUGAAGUGAAAGAUUCCUUCGCUUUUGCCCCCUUCCGAGCCGCAGUAUAAAAAUCUAGUCAGUACUGCUGAUAGCUUAUCUUAGUGAUAGCGCAUUCAAUACUCCACCACUUUUAUGAUUGCGAUUAUAUCGUUAUUUUUCGAUUAGGAAAACAUGGGGGAGGAUCCUACAGAAGAAAAAUGACACCUUUGAGGUAACUUUAUCUUAUUUAAGUGGAUACUUGAAAAGCAUCUAUACUCAUGCCUCCCAAAUGUUCCACGAAAAACUGAGGAGUUUUGACUGAUUGUCAUUCAUGCUACAAUAACUUAAUUCUCCAAGUUUACAAAGGUCACUACAUUAACUGAACCAGUUAAAUUAUAGGAAAUGAGAAGCAAGAAUUUCCAGCUAAAUUCGAUCAUACUUGUCAGUGCUUAGGACCAAGACAAGCAAAAUUGGCAAAAAAUAAGUGUAAUUCAUCGCUCGUUUCAUGCAGUCGAAUCGUCAGUUUUGUCGAUGAGUUUUUAUUCAUCUGUUUUAUUGUUCUUAGUCGGAUGGUAUUGUUAGAGUCCCAGUUAGCGGAGACCAGUGCGAAGACGGCAUGUACUAUACCAGUCACUACAAAGGACAACAGCAAGAUGGAAAAGUGCGCACACCAAUCAAAUUCAAGAUACAAGAGCAAAACGCUGCUAAAUCUAACAAGAUACGCGUCGCUAGGGAGAUGAGAAGAACCGGGAGCAUGAGACGAAGACGAAAAGCCGCUGCCAGUAGUCUAUGUCCUUACAUCGUGGGCGCACGAUAUUACAGAGGGAAGAUAUUGUUGACAUGUGCUGACGCUCAUCGAUCCCAGAACCGUGCUCAAAGUGGUCACCAGGAGAUUGUGGUAAGGCAGCCACAAAGCAGCUCAAAGGUAUGUUGGUUAAUAAAACAAAACGUUCAAAGACACCCUAUGAUAUUUUGGAACUAACCGUGUUCAUUUGAUGAAGAAUAACGAAUACUUAGGGUGUUAACAGACCCAAUAUAACUUUGAACUCAACUUUAAAAACUAUUAAUCAAAACCACGUCAUGAUUUCUUCAUAACUGUUCCGUUACUAUUUUUGUUACUUAAAGGUUACAGGCAAUGAAAUAGUUCUGCGUCGCAACUCCCAACCACCAGCGUUUCCAGUGAAGACCAUUCAGAGAAUCCACGAAGGCCACAAAACCACAAGUCACGCGGCUACAACCCGAGCAGAAGAUGGAAAGAUGAUAAUUACUGUACACGCUGUCCCGCCUCGACCGCCACGUUUUAGUCUGAAACAAGCUGGACAAAACAUGACGAGUAGCUCCUACCAUGGCAAGACUUCCGAGCAACGAGGUGUAGCGAGUACUUCCGGAAAUUACCUCGUAUCUUCGACCUCUGGGCCUCAGGGGUACGUGACAUCAUCCAGGCCUAGCAGACAGGGGAAUGCAGGUACUUCAUAUUACGUAACUGAUCCGUCCGACUCGUUCGGUCGCAGAUCUGGCUACCACAGUGCAUCUCGUUACCACUCUUCCAACGAAAUGUCCAGCACCCCAACUAUUAUCCCGUAUGAAGAUGGCCCCACAAGUCGAAGAGGGACACAGAGUGGUUCGUUUAUUACCGACCCGUCGAGUUAUUAUGGGUUUUAUGAUGCACCAGGGUCAAGGAUAGUCUCAUCAGACCCGCGUCUGAAUGCACGCACGGGAUACGGAGAGAAAUUCAACCUUCGAGAUCACGGUGGCCUCUCCUCGGUGCGUUACGUGAACGGAGCGCGUCAAGGAAGUAGGAUAAUCAAUGAAAGGUACAUAUUUCAUCCAUCAUUCAGAUAAAACUCAGAUAUACAAACCAGAAUGCAGUGGCAGGUGGCAUGUCGCAAAUAAACGUGGCCGCAGUAUGACUUCAGUAUUUGUCUACCAAACUACCCUUAAUUCAUAUCGGCUUCUUUUUCCUAAGCUCAAUCGUCAAAAUGGCCGGUCUGUCAAGUGCUGAGGGGUUAUUUGGCAAGCUUAACAAAAAACAGCUUCCGCGUGGGAUAAUAAUGCUCCAAAAGCUCAGGAUCCACGCAUCACCAAAAUUUAGUCAACCACAAGGCUUUUAACUUUAUAAAACAUUUAUUCAAAAAGGCAAAAAAAUAAGCCCGAUAUUCGUUUAAAACUUAUAGGAAUAAACAAAUAAGUUGAUUGUGAAAUUAACUCGUCUUUUUUAUUAGAAUUAAGUCAAAUGGACACUAUAGGUAUGGUUCAUCUUGGAAUUCCACGCAACAGGUAAACAGUUUUCUUCUUAAACAAAAUUGCUAACCUGGCAUUAUGUAUAAUAAGGGUCCAUGAACUCCUUGAGUAGAGGGACUUGUAGAAAACUUAUCGAUUCACUUACUUGAAACGCAGUUUUUCUCUGAAACCCUCUGCUACAUAUUUCUAUUUUGGUAAGUUUCCCCGCCCCUUCCAACAGAAAAAAAGUAAUUAAAAUUGCCUUGAUACAUGACGAUUAUUCCCUUACAGCUACGAAAAGGUGAACAUUUUUUUUCUUUCGUUUGCCUUUUAACCUUAGCUCAUCGUUUUCCGAGAAUCGACAUAUAGGGAGAUUUUUGGCUUAGUCGUCGUGUUGUGCAUGCAAAAGAUAUUAACAUCGAAGACCAAACCAAAACAUAUAAUUGCAAUAAUUUUUAACUCUAACAAAGAUACUUGACGGACAUUCCCUACUCUAAUAUACUCUGUGUGUACAUUGUGAUUGAUGAGAAGUUAUUUUAGAGGUAAAUUAUUUAUUUCCUCCAGGACGCAUUAAAUGGCCGUUCGAUGUCUUGGGCAGUAGAAGUUGUUCCUGAUUUCUGAUUUUUUUCAAUCGACAUUACCAGGUAAACAUAUACAUUAGAGCGAAGUUGCUCAAAAUUUCUCAAGAUCUAUUACAAUUUACCUUUUCCACUUUUUUUUCUUAUUUGAAAAUUAAAAGAGUAACACUUGGUUUUUUGCCACCUGUUCGAAAAACUGUAAAAGCUUUUCAUAUCUAUAACUGUAAUUUACCGCCAGCGAAAAAAGCAACAACUAUUUAAAACCAAAUUUUUUUACAUGCUUCUGUAUCAGUUCUUUUCCUAUCUUCUUGACAAGGCGCAUAAAUUCUCCUUUCAGGAAAUAAACCAGACCCAUCAACGAAGAAUUCGAAGUGAUCUUUGGGUUUUCGGGUGAUGUGAAUUAUGGAGUUGUGCAGUUCGAGUAAAGUUAUAAUAAGAUAAAGAGACAUGCAGAGAAAAAGGCACAGAAGUAAAAUUACUUCGCCGACCGAAUUAGAGGAAAGUAAACUAUGUGUUAUAAAGAAAUGUAUUCAUUACAUCUCUCAGUUGGUAGGGGCGCUAUGAUUGGCCAAUAUCAUGGCCUGUAUUUCACUGCACUUCCACUGAAUUCAUUAUUUUGUUUCACUUGGAACCUUCCUUCUCUGUUUAAACCCAGAGAUGUAACACAUUUUUUACUAACCUCGUUUACGGACCUCGCAAACUCAGUUAGUAAGAUAUCUGUAUU